Molecule: messenger RNA, 1872 nt
Organism: Rhododendron vialii
Lineage: Eukaryota; Viridiplantae; Streptophyta; Magnoliopsida; Ericales; Ericaceae
Product: F-box/kelch-repeat protein At3g06240-like
Exons: 1
Coding region: 113-1639 (508 amino acids)
Molecular function (GO): protein binding
Source: RefSeq, a predicted model, not a curated record
GCGAUAGGCCUGGGAUUUAAGCCUCUUGCGCUCCUUCUCACAUGCAAUAGGAAGAAAUAGAAAAAUCUCAAAGGUAAAAGAAACAGAGGCGUUGUUGCAUCUGCGUCUUUUCAUGGCAUCACGGGGGCAGCAGCAGCAGCAUGUUAAUAUUCCAGAAGAAAUCGUGAUUGAAAUCCUCCGCCGUCUACCGAUCCAAUCCCUGCUGCGAUUCAGGUGCGUUUCGAAGCUGUGGCGAUCUAUAAUCUCCCAUCCUAAAUUCACCCUUUCUUCUUCUUCGUCCCAAAGCCACCUCUUUAUUGCCAAUAGGCCCAAUACUCCAGACUUUUACUCUCUCAAUUUCCAAGACACUUGGCCGAGCGAUCCUCGUCCUCUCAAACCACCGUUUUUUUAUGAAGUCCACAAGGGCAAGAAACCUAGGGGCUCCUGGUAUUCUUUUUAUGUCUUAGGUUCGUGCAAUGGCUUGUUGCUUGUAUUAUAUUGCGCAGAUUUGUACUUGUGGAACCCUGCAAUCAGGCAAUGUGCCAAAGUGCUCUCGAUUCAGAGAGAUAGUAGUCAGAACGUGCUCCCGAUGUGUAUUUGUGGAACUCCACAAUCUGGACUCUGUUUUGAUUCCUACUCUGACGAAUACAAGGCAGUAAUGGUGCGUCGCGGUGGAUUGGUCAACGUAAUUAGUUUUAGAAAGAAAAAAUGGGACAAAACUAUUUGCAACAUUGUUGCCAUGGACGAGAAGGAUGGCAAGAGCUUGAAGUCUGGACCCGUAGUAAAAGAAAAGUUGCACUGGCUGAUCACCGGCUAUGAUCCUAAUAACCACUUUCCAACCCUGAACCAGAUCGUUUAUUUCGAUCCGCUUACAAAUGAAUUUGUGGAAUUGCCAAUGCCACAAAUACCUAACAAUGGGCAACACGUUACCAUUAUAAUAUGGUUGGGACUUUUAGAGGGAUGUCUUUGUAUGGCACGCUGUGUCUGUGAAGCGGGUGAUUGUACUUUAGAAGUUGAACUUGAUGAAGUUAAACCCAUUUCUAUCGAGGUGUUGGUGUUGAAAGAACAUGGCAUGGUAGAGUCAUGGACCAAAGCUUUCAUCAUAUCUAAUGACUCCGGGAUUUUACCGAGGCCACAUUACAGAAGCUUGGUGCCAUUGUGCUUUACAAAAGAUGGUGAAGUUCUUAUGUCAGUGAAUGGCUCCCAAUUGUUGGCGUACAACCCUGAUGAAAUGUCAAAUAGGGAUAUUCAUCUCCUAGGGAAUCAACAUGGCGGUUAUGUAGCUUCAUACGUGGAGAGUUUGGCUUCACCCUCUGCAUAUGGUCACGAAGAUUGGAUAGUGCAAGGACCAGAUGUGUGGUAUUUCUUCUUUUGUUCCUAUGCUGAGAACGACAACUAUGAGGAAGAGGACAGUUCCUAUGGUUAUUGUAGUGAUGAGGAGUCCUUCCAUUCAACCAAAGAGGACAAUUCAAUCAAGGAAGAGGACACAUCCUAUGGUUAUUGCAGUGAUAAAAAGUCCUUUCAUUCGACCAAAGAGGACAACUUGAUCGAGGAAGAGGACAUUUCCUGCGAUUAUUUUACUGAUGAGGAGCCCUUUCAUUCGACCAAAGGUGAUAGCUCCAUCGAGGAAGAGGACAAUAGUGUUUUCAAAGGCUUCUGAGAAAAAGAAAAAAAUAAGGAAAAGUUAAGUAAAAAAACGAAAGCACGGCAUUGCUUCUUAUCAGCAAGAGAGAGAAAACAAAAGGCAAAGCAGAAAAAUUAGAGAUAAAAGUGAAGUAACAAGCAUAAGAAAGAGCAAACAGAAAAAGAAAUAGGGGAAAAACAUGUAUCAUGCUGAUUUGCAUAAGCAGGUAUUCAUUGUCAUUCCUUUCUGUAUGAAAUUCAAGUGUUUCU